Messenger RNA from Prorocentrum cordatum, 1701 nucleotides. NCBI's taxonomy places the organism in Eukaryota, Dinophyceae, Prorocentrales, Prorocentraceae. The record is from the annotation of a GenBank genome assembly.
CGGGUCUUGGGUGGUCAACGGAGCUCUCGUGAUGAGGCCCAGAGGUCCAGGCACUCUCAUGCCGUUGGUUUGGUUCCGCGCGUGCUCGGCAGCGCCUUCAGCCCUCUCCGAGAGGCUCUGGACGCCAUCGAGAACAUGGACCGACAGAGGUAUCCGGGCAGCAGGGACGAGGAGCCCCUGAAGGUCGUCCUCGCAGAGCCUCGCGGGGAGGACGACUCGGGCCAGGACUGGCACGACGAUGGCGGCGGCUGGGACUGGGACCAGCCAGACCGGAAGAGGCGGCGGACGGACAGCGGCCCAGGCCCAGGCUACGCAGCCGAGGGCGCCAUCACUUUUAUGGAUGGCCCGCAGAAGAACGAGUUCGACAGGCUCAAGGCCCACGGCAAUGGCAACCGCACCUGGAGCUGCGAGAAAGGUGCUCAGGUGUGCGGCGGCCAAGCGCAGACCCGCAUGAAGGGGCCCCGGACCGUCGUCCAGCAGGUGACGCUGCAUGCGCACCUGCCCACUCCGGACAAGGCCGUCGUGGAGCAAGUCCGUGCCAAGGCAAGGGCCGCUGCGUCGCAACAGCCCGACGCCACUGCCGCGAACAUGGCCUCGGCCGCGCUCGCGGGGGCCUCGCAGGCAUCGUUGGCCGCGAUGCCCGCCACGACCAACCUGAAGCGGGCUUGCUGGAGGACGCGGUUGUCAGAACAGAACGAGCGCCUGAAGAGCGGGGGGCAGGCGUGCUCCACGCUGGAGGUGCUCACCGUCCCUGAGACUCUCAAGCAGGUGGACGGCGAGGAGUUCCUGGCGCAGUGGGGCUGCAGCGGGCGACAAAACUUCGACUUCCUGGCCACGGCGGACGUCUGGCUGGCAGACGGCGCGUUCCGCAUAGCGCCUGCCCCCUUCUUCCAGGCGCACACGGUGCACGGAUACCAGAACGGAUACGUCGCGCCUUGUUGUUACAGAUUGCUGGCGGACAAGAAAAUGGCAACGUACAAGCGCGCAUGGGGGGCCGUGCUCCAACUGCUCUCCCCCGAGGGCCCCGGGCCGACCCUUCUGCUCGAUUACGAGAAGGCUUCCUACCAGGCGGCCUCGGCCGUGUUCCACGAGAUCAACGUCGGCGGGUGCUACUUCCACUUCCGCGCCGCCGUGCACGAGCGCGCGGUCGACCUGGGCUUGAGCAACAGGUACGGCGGGAACGCUGAGUUUCGCCUGCGCGUCGGGGAGCUAUGCGCCCUCGCGUUCCUCCCCGCCGACCCCGUGGCGGACUGGUUCGAGACCCUGGCCGCCGAAUUCCCUAACGAGGAGCUCGAGCUCGUGUUAUACUUCGAGAAAACGUGGGUGGGCGAGGGGCCGGCCAGAGCCAGGGCGCGGAAGGCCCCCGUGUUCCCCGUGGACAUUUGGAACAUUCACCAUCGCACGCUCGACAAGAAGUUCCUCGCCGCGAGCGCAGCCGAACUCUUCCACCGCCACCAUGCGGCUCAGUUCCACAGGGGCGCCCAUCCCACAUACCCGACCUUCAUCCUGAGUUUGCACAAGCAGCAGAGAAUCACCAGCCGGGACAUCACUGAGAUCGCCAUGGGGGGCGAGAAGAAGCUGCGCGAGCCCACGCGGGUUCGUGGAGACAAGCAGUGCAAUUUGGUGAACGAGUACUUGGGGGGCAAGGGCGGGGUCUCCCUCGUGACGCAGCUGGCGCACCUGGCCAUGAGCGAGGAGUGA